AGAUAAGUUCGAUAGUGUUUUUGAGUUUGUUUGACAUGUUUUCAUUUUCAAUCUAACCUCUAAAAUAGGAAAAUCGUAAAAUUAUGGAGACAAAUAAUGAAAACCCAAAGUUUUCCAGCCUAAAAGAUGUAGUUUCCAAAAAUACUUUAAAAGCUUUGAGAGAAUGGGGAUUUGAACACAUGACUGAAGUGCAGGCGGAGGUUAUACCGAAGGCUUUAGACGGUGCAGAUGUAGUGGCCACAGCCAAGACUGGAUCUGGGAAAACCUUAGCCUUCUUGAUCCCAAUAGUAGAAGCUGUAUGUAAACACCUACACAAUGAGGUACAAGGUACUCUCUGUAUCAUAAUAUCACCGACCAGAGAGCUAGCUAUGCAAACAUUUGCAGUGCUUCAGGAUUUGGCAGCAUAUCAUGAGAACAUCACCUCCGCUUUAGUCAUAGGAGGAGAUAGCCGGCAGAAACAGGCAAAUAUCUUAUCAAGAGGUGCACACAUAGUAGUGGCUACUCCAGGGCGACUGUUUGACCACAUGCAGACCAAAUACUUUAAGUAUAAACAAGUCAGCUGUUUGGUACUGGAUGAGGCUGAUAAAAUACUCCAAUAUGGAUUUGAAGAGGAUGUUAAUCAAAUUAUUAACAGGCUACCAAAAAACAGACAAACAAUGUUGUUUAGUGCCACCCAAUCAGAGAAAACCCAGGCAUUGACUAUGACUGCUAUGAAGGAAUCUGUGGACUUCAUCAAUACCAACCAAGACAAUACUGAGGCCACUGUCGAGGGUCUGAAGCAAGGCUACGUCAUAUGCAAAACAGAAGACCGUCUCUGGUGGCUCUUCAAGGUGUUGAAAAAGACGAGAAAGCAGAAAGUCAUGGUAUUCUUCUCGAGCUGCAAAUCUGUGGAGUUUCAUCAUGAGUUCUUCGGCAAACACUGCAAUGCGCCUGUACUUUGUAUACAUGGUAAGAUGAACCAAGUGCACCGUACGCACACGAUGACGCAGUUCUACGAGGCACAGAAGGGAGCUCUGUUCUGUACGGACGUGGCGGCGCGCGGGCUCGACAUACCGGCCGUGGACUGGAUCGUGCAGUUUGAUCCGCCGGGCGAUACCAGCGAAUACAUACACAGGGUGGGCAGAACUGCGCGUGGGCUAGGUGCUGUUGGAAACGCAGUCUUAUUACUAAGGCCAGAAGAAAAAGAAUUCCUUGAACACCUAAAAGAGGCCAAAGUUUUCUUGGAGCUAUAUAAAAUGUGGGAUGAUUUCGAUAACCUUCAGCCUAUGUUACAAGAAGCGGUGGAAAAGGAUGCUGAGUUCCACAAACUAGCAUUAGAAGCUUAUGAGGGCUUCAUAAAGGCCUUUGAGGUUCGCCGGUUGAAGACAGUAUUCAACAUAAUGACGUUGGAUCUAGUGGCCUUGGCGAAGUCGUUUGGACUGAAAGACAAACCUGAAGUUGAUAUUCGUGUUGGGUUCAAGAAGAAACACCGGCCUCGGAAAAGGGCUGUGGCUAUGCUGGAAGAAAGUAGCUCAAAGAGUAUCAAAUUAUAACAUUUAUUAUGAGCA
Messenger RNA from Plutella xylostella (diamondback moth), 1547 nucleotides. RefSeq names its product putative ATP-dependent RNA helicase pitchoune. Gene Ontology annotation, molecular function: ATP binding; nucleic acid binding. The record is from RefSeq and is a predicted model, not a curated record. NCBI's taxonomy places the organism in Eukaryota, Metazoa, Arthropoda, Insecta, Lepidoptera, Plutellidae.